This is a messenger RNA of Solea solea (common sole), 5437 nucleotides long. It is a transcript of the gene vps39, whose product is annotated as VPS39 subunit of HOPS complex. Gene Ontology annotation, cellular component: cytoplasm; membrane. Bases 533 to 3178 code for a protein of 881 amino acids. NCBI's taxonomy places the organism in Eukaryota, Metazoa, Chordata, Actinopteri, Pleuronectiformes, Soleidae. The transcript is spliced from 25 exons. The record is from RefSeq and is a predicted model, not a curated record. Gene Ontology annotation, molecular function: protein binding. Gene Ontology annotation, biological process: vesicle-mediated transport; intracellular protein transport; endosomal vesicle fusion.
GUGCCUGUCAGAGUCAGUCCCUGCGCAGCCGCCGUCAACAAAACAACAGGGGAAGUAGCAAGAAGCUAACCUACCUAACGUUAACUAAGCCCUAACACCAGUGUGUUAACUAUUACCAGUCGUAUUGUGUUAACAACUGUUGGUUGUCAUUGAUAAAGUGGCGGAGUGACUUUUUUCGGUUUUUCUGUCGCCAUGGAGUGAGAGGGAACGAUAAGCACGAGCCGCGGCGUGCUAACUUCUAUGAUACCAGGCUAGCAAACCAUCAGCUGUUGUUUUGGUGGCAUAGACAGUUGGCUAACAAGCCAAACUGCAUUUUAUUGAAGCCGUCAGCUACGCCAGGACCAGACCAGCUUCCCUAUCUGCCUGUUGAAACACGGAACUGCUCCGUCGGUUAAUGGCGACAUAUAAAGACGUACCACCCUAACAGGUUCAUCAGCGGUCCGUUAGUCAGCUGUUGUCUGGCGGGCGUCGACUCAGCGUGGGGUUGUUCCGUCAGAAGCGUUCGGUAGUUGAUUCUGCACAAUCAAUCAAGAUGCAUGACGCGUACGAACCAGUGCCUAUUCUGGAAAAGCUUCCUCUUCAGAUAGACUGUCUUGCAGCCUGGGAGGACUGUCUUCUUGUUGGAACAAAACCAGGACAUCUGCUCCUGUACCGGAUAAAAAAAGAUGCAGGUACCAACCGGUUUGAGGUGACACUGGAAAAAUCCCACAAGAACUUCUCAAAAAAGAUUCAACAGCUUUACGUCGUCGCUCAGUACAAAAUCCUUGUCAGUCUUCUUGAGAACAACAUCUACGUCCACGACCUCCUGACCUUCCAGCAGAUCACUUUGCUGUCAAAAGCCAAAGGAGCCACACUCUUUGCAUGUGACCUGCAGAAAACAGAUUCAGGAGAGGAAAGGUUGAGAAUGUGCGUCGCAGUGAAGAAGAAACUCCAGCUGUAUUACUGGAAGGACAGGGAGUUCCAUGAGCUGCAGGGCGACUUUGGUGCACCAGAUAUUCCAAAGUCCAUGGCUUGGUGUGGAAACUCCAUAUGUGUUGGUUUUAAGAGAGACUAUUACCUUAUCCGGAUGAACUUAACUAAGGUUGACGGCCGUGGCUCCAUUAAGGAGCUGUUCCCCACUGGGAAGCAGUUGGAGCCUCUGGUUGCACCACUGGCUGAUGGGAAGGUGGCUGUCGGGCAGGAUGACCUCACUGUGGUCUUGAAUGAAGAGGGCGUUUGCACCCAGAAGUGUGCACUGAACUGGACAGACAUCCCCAUAGCCAUGGAUCACCAGUCUCCGUACAUCAUCGCUGUUCUUCCUCGGUACGUGGAGAUCCGGACCUUUGAGCCGAGACUGCUGGUGCAGAGUGUGGAGCUGCAGAGACCUCGCUUCAUCACCUCAGCAGGGCAAAACAUUGUGUAUGUUGCCAGCAACCACUUUGUUUGGCGCCUGGUGCCUGUGUCAAUCGCUAGCCAAAUCCGGCAGCUUCUUCAGGACAAACAGUUUGAGCUGGCUCUUCAGCUGGCGAAGAUGAAAGAUGAUUCAGAUGGUGAUAAGAAGCAGCAGAUCCAUCACAUCCAGAAUCUCUACGCCUUCAAUCUGUUUUGCCAGAAGAGAUUUGAUGACUCCAUGCAAGUGUUUGCCAAACUCGGCACAGAUCCCACCCAUGUGAUUGGACUGUACCCGGACCUGCUCCCAGCAGACUACCGCAAACAGCUGCACUAUCCCAACCCACUGCCUACACUGUCAGGUGCAGAGCUGGAGAAGGCUCAUCUCGCUCUCAUCGAUUACCUCACCCAGAAACGUAGCCACCUGGUGAAACAGCUGAAUGACUCUGACCCAUCCACAACGUCUCCACUCAUGGAGGGCACACCAACUAUAAAAAGCCGCAAAAAACUCCUGCAGAUCAUUGAUACCACACUGCUGAAAUGUUACCUGCAUACCAAUGUGGCCCUGGUGUCACCACUCCUACGUCUGGAGAACAACCACUGCCACAUUGACGAGAGUGAGUGCGUGCUGAAGAAGGCUCAUAAGUACAGCGAGCUCAUUAUUCUUUAUGAGAAGAAGGGCCUGCACCGGAAAGCUCUGCAGGUUCUGCUGGACCAGUCCACCAAGGCCAACUCUCCUCUGAAGGGCCACGAACGAACAGUGGAGUACCUUCAAAGACUGGGUGUGGAGAACCUGGGCAUUAUCUUUGAGUUUUCACCCUGGGUGUUGAAGAUCUGUCCUGAGGAUGGCCUGAAGAUUUUCACUGAGGACCUGAUAGAGGUGGAGACAUUGCCCCGGGACAAGGUGCUGAACUUCCUGAGGCAGGGGUUUACGGAGCUCGCCCUCCCAUACCUGGAGCACAUCAUCCACGUGUGGGAAGAGAAGGGGCCGGAAUUUCACAACGUUCUGAUCCAGCUCUAUCUGGAGAGGGUUCAAGUCCUCAUGAAAGAUUACCUGAAUUCGCUGCCAGAAGGGGUUCCAGCUGUUGCUGCAGGAAAAGAGAAAGGCCAACUGGGAGAGUUUAGAAAGAAGCUGCUGUCCUUCUUGGAUGUUUCGACCAGCUACGAACCAUCCAGACUUAUCAGUGACUUUCCCUUCGAUGGCCUGUUGGAGGAGCGAGCUCUGCUUCUGGGUCGGAUGGGUAAACACGAGCAGGCGCUCAUCAUCUACGUGCACGUCCUGAAAGACAUUCACAUGGCUGAAGAAUACUGUCACCGGCACUACAACAGUUCACUUGAAGGAAAUAAAGAUGUUUAUCUGUCUCUGCUGCGAAUGUACCUGUCACCUCCUGAUGUCCACUGUCUGGGGCCUAUUAAGAUGGAGCUGUCUGGGCCUCAAGCCAACCUCCAGGCAGCUCUGCAGGUCCUGGAGCUGCACCACAGCAAGCUGAACACCACCAAGGCCAUUAAUCUGCUCCCAGCAAACACUCAGAUCCGAGAGAUCCGGGUUUUCCUGGAGAGCGUCCUGGAGGAGAAGGCUCAGAGGAAACGCUGUAACCAGGUGCUGAAGAGUCUGCUGCAGGCCGAGUUCCUCAGGGUGCAGGAGGAGCGAAUCUUCCACCAGCAGGUGAAGUGUGUCAUCACAGAGGAGAAGACCUGCAGAGUUUGCAAAAAGAAAAUAGGCAACAGUGCAUUUGCCAGGUAUCCCAACGGUGUAGUGGUUCAUUACUUCUGCUGCAAGGACCGCACCGUGUGUCCCACUGAGCAGUAACGGCCUCUCCUCGCUCAGACUGUUUACUCAUAAACCUUCUUCCUCCCCCUCCUCCUCGGGGACUUGAGACGUCCAUGAAGUAGAAACGCAUCAGAAGGUUGAAGUUGCUCGCCACUGGACACUUGUCUGUCUCCACAGCUCUCUCUUUUUACCUGGGUUCUGCUUGACUCACUGUAGACGAAAGCCAAGGCUGUAGCUUUUCUGACUCUGUGCAUGAGGUAACGGGAGGAAUGUCCACACUUGCUCGGCAGGAGGAGAGACUGAGGAGAAAGAGGGAGCUGGACUGUGACCUUUGAACAACGUGCCACUGUACUGCUAGAAGGGAAACCUGUCGCUUCAGAUGACUUUUGAUAGAAGACGAGGAGCUGAAACAACAGAUUCUCACGAGGAGAUAAUUAGAAACUGUGGUCGGUAGUUUUCGUUCCUCUGUCUCGUAGACCCGGUUCAGACCUGUUGUUCACCUCCAUCCUGAGUGAUACGAUCAUGGACAAAUCACGGCAGGUUCAAAAACCACAUUCUGAAGUGGUUUGAAGAUGCAUGAACGCAAUCUGUCCUCAAAAAAAGAGCUGACGUACACUGAUUCUGUAGCUAGAAACACAUUAAUAACACUGAGCGUCACAUGAUUUCAGUUUUUCCCGUAUUUCAUGUUAUAGCAGCGUGAGUAGAGCAAUCUGAUCUUUUUUCAUGCACACACACACGGUCAGACUGGUUAAAAAAGACAUUUUUGUUGUGACAAAUGGUGCCCACUACCCACUCCAGCUCGCCUCAGCAUGGUCUGGUACUGUUUUCCAUUACUGUAGUAUCUCCUCAACGUGGGUGGAGUCAGCACAGCUGCACGAAACUGCCGUGUUAUAUACACGACACACACACAACUAGUGACUUGUAGGCUUGCGAUCGUGGCUUUUGUCAGUGUUGUCGCUAAAUACAUCAGACUCUGUUAAAUAUCCACAUGUGAUCGGAUCUCUUUUAGGUCAGAGGUCAAACCAGGUCUGAACAAGGUCUUUCGCUCUCCUCCUCCUCCUCCUCCUGCAUCACUGCGUGGACUUCAGACACUGCUUCUUAUGCCAAACAAACUCCGCUCGAGUUCUGUUCAAUGCCUUCUGUGACUCAAGAUUGUAUUUACAAUGAAGUCGGACGUCUGUUGUUUUUGUUUUGUUUUUUAGCAUGUGCCGGUACUGACAAAGCAAAGCAGUGUUCCUCUGACAGUGUUUUUGUAUUUAAUUUAAACAUUUUAAACAACUUCUCCAACUCACGCUAUUCACUGCUGUGUUGUUCUCAUUCAUUCGUUGUCUUUGUGAAUAAUUGCUACCAGACAACCUUCACACUUUCAUCGAUUCUUUGGAAGUUGUAUUGAUUUUCAGUUUCGUUCAUGCUCACAUCAGGAGAUCAUGACGUAGAAUGAAGUUUCAAAGCGGGACCAUGUCAUUUUUAAAAGUAAAUUCACAUAAUUGGCUCAGUUGAAUGAUUAGUUGAUUUACCACUUGAAAAUGAAUCUUGAUUUAAUUAUUAUUUAAUUAUGAUAGCCACAUAAGGAUGAGGAUUUCCCUGUUUUCCUUGUUAUACAUGCGAUUAUAUUGGAAAUACUGAAGAUUUUUGCUGUUGAUUGAUUAAAUUAAAAUACUGUGAUAGUAAACAAUAUUUUAGUACCACAAAGUGGAAAAAGUGACAUAAUUUAAUUUAAAUGACAUUGACGGCAUCUAAAGUUGAUAUAAUAUGACUAACAUUAACCGCCAUUAAACCACUAGCGUUUUCUUGUUUUUAUUUGUGAGAGGACGACCAUUUUACGUAGUCUCACUGUAAGAUGGAUCACAGGAGUACAGCACUUUAAAAAUGGAUGGAUGUCUCGUUUAUUUAUUAUCAAAUGACAUAUCUGUGCUGAAAGAACUGGAAGUGAUGUAAAUGAGUUUGAUCGAUUUGUGCAUUUUUAUGGCAAUAUUGUGUGGUGUUUACCUUUGGACUGGGAGGUACGUUACAACACAGGCUUGAAACUCUGGACUUAUGAAAUAUAUUGUGACUUAAACACUUUUACAGUUGUGUCCAUCAAAAAAACACCCAAAUAAUUCUCUCAAGGGUUUGCACAGAGUCUCUGCUAAGACUGUUUCAGACUUUUUUCUUUUUGAAUGGGAGCAUAUGCACUGUGCGCUGUGUGUACACUGUCCAAACACUGAGGGUGUUGUAUUAUUUCAUUCUGAGGGUGAAACCAGGGGUCACUGUGGGAUUACCUGGCUUUAAUCUGUAAUAAACAAGCAUUUACGCUCA